Messenger RNA from Electrophorus electricus (electric eel), 4736 nucleotides. RefSeq names its product SIN3 transcription regulator family member B (gene sin3b). Gene Ontology annotation, cellular component: chromatin; Sin3-type complex. Gene Ontology annotation, molecular function: transcription corepressor activity. The record is from RefSeq and is a predicted model, not a curated record. NCBI's taxonomy places the organism in Eukaryota, Metazoa, Chordata, Actinopteri, Gymnotiformes, Gymnotidae. Gene Ontology annotation, biological process: negative regulation of transcription by RNA polymerase II.
CGACUGCUCAGCUGCCGCCGAAUUUAAAGAGACAGGCAAUAGUUGUUAAAAUCAUAUUCCGCAACUGUUCUAGUAAAUCUUCGGGUUUUUUUCCUUUCUCGGAAUACGCCUCGUUACUUAUCCGGUCGAUGCGCACGCUUGGACUUGAUUCAGUUUGACCCCAGAGGGCCGUCGUGGUGCUACUUGCAAAGGUUUUUCUUUUUGUGGGCUGUUGGCAGUACCGCUAGCUGCUCUCUGCUAGCAGGACCACAAACGCGGGGAGGACGACUGGCUGUGCUGGCCGGCGGAGUGUUCUGCCUGCUCGAAGUGUUGUGCGCUUCCUUGGGGGGGGGAAAUACGGAGGGAGUAAAUCAUUGAGUUGUGGCUUGGUAGCUGUUGGGAUCAAUGGCGAAGAUUCAGGCGCACAGCACCACGAAGCAGAUCAACCAAGUCCAAGACAAGGCCUACAGUGUUCAGAAACAGCAGCAGCACUUUCAGAAACUGAAGGUAGAAGAUGCCUUAUCAUAUCUGGAUCAAGUUAAAAUACGCUUCGCAAAUGAUCCCGGAAUAUACAAUAAAUUUCUUGACAUAAUGAAAGAAUUUAAGUCUCAAAGUAUUGACACACCAGGCGUAAUAAACCGCGUGUCCCAGUUAUUCCAUGGACAUCCAGACCUUGUUUUGGGGUUUAACGCCUUUUUGCCACCAGGCUAUCGAAUUGAAAUUCCCAAGAAUGGGAUGGCAUUUCUUCAGUCCUCCUUCACUGCCCAGGUGUCACCAGGAAAAGGCAAGAACAGCGUGAGUUCUGUAGCCAGCCAGUCUUCAUCCUCGGCAGUGGCGGAGCUGAGCUCGGCUCAGAGCGAACCUGUCGCGUCACCUCAAAGUGUCUCCUCCUCAGGACCACCAGAACCUACCAGCAGGCUGGCCCUGCCCCUGCCCAGCCAAUCACAGGCUGCCACAUCAUCUGUGUCUCCACCCUCAGAACCUAGCCCUGUGGAGUUUGACAGUGCCAUCAGUUAUGUGAACAAGAUCAAAAGCCGUUUUCUGGACCACCCUGAGAUCUACAGGUCUUUCCUGGAGAUACUGCACACAUAUCAGAAGGAGCAGCUUGACCUGAAGGAGAACAGGAGUCGCAGUAGUGCGGGCAUGACUGAAGACGAGGUUUUCUCCAAAGUGGCCAGUCUGUUCAGAGGCCAGGAGGAUCUGCUUGCUGAGUUUGGACAAUUCCUGCCUGAUGCCAAGCGAUCUCUGUUCACCGGAGGCUCACUGACUGGAAAGGAGCAUGUUAAAAAGAUGGAGGAGGAGGAGCUAAGCAAACAGAGCAAAAAGAGGCCCCGCCCUGUCCUCCUGCCUCACAUGACCCCGCUGCUCAAGAAGAAAAUGAAGUUUUCGUGCUCCAAAGACCAGUCGUUUGCUGCCGUUGGGAAACAUGGAGUUCUUCGUGAGUUCACUUUCUUUGACAAGGUUCGUCGUCUCUUUAAGAGCCAGGAGGUGUAUGAAAACUUUCUCCGGUGCAUUGCCCUCUUUAACCAGGAGGUGGUGUCAGGAGCAGAGCUCCUACAGCUGGUCACUCCAUUCCUAGGGAAGUUUCCGGAACUCUACACCCAGUUUAAGUCCUUUCUUGGGGAGAAGGAGCUCUCCCACUCUGUGUCGGGCCUCUCUGACCGCUACAUGGAGGCGGGGGGCAGGGAGGUGGACUAUGCCUCGUGUAAAAGGCUGGGCUCCAGCUACAGAGCCCUACCCAAGACCUACCAGCAGCCCAAAUGCAGUGGACGCACUGCCCUCUGCAAAGAGGUACUGAAUGACACCUGGGUGUCAUUUCCAUCCUGGUCAGAAGAUUCCACCUUUGUGAGCUCCAAGAAAACACCUUACGAGGAACAGCUCCACCGCUGUGAGGAUGAGAGGUUUGAGUUGGAUGUUGUAUUGGAGACCAACUUGGCAACCAUCAGAGUUUUGGAGAGCGUUCAGAAAAAGCUCUCACGCCUUUCACCAGAGGACCAAGACCGCUUCCGAUUGGAUGACUGCCUCGGUGGCACCUCUGAGGUCAUCCAGCGACGUGCUGUGUAUCGUAUCUAUGGUGACAAAGCUCCUGAGAUUAUUGAGGGGCUAAAGAGAAACCCUGCUACUGCAGUUCCGGUUGUACUGAAGAGGUUGAAGGCGAAAGAGGAGGAGUGGCGAGAAGCACAGCAGGGUUUUAAUAAGAUCUGGCGUGAGCAAUAUGAGAAGGCUUACCUCAAGUCCCUCGACCACCAAGGAGUUAAUUUCAAACAGAAUGACAUGAAGGCCCUGCGCUCCAAGAGUCUCCUCAACGAGAUCGAGAGCAUCUAUGACGAGCGCCAGGAGCAGAGUACGGAGGAAGGAGGAGUCGGACAGCAGGGCCGUGAGGGGGGCGGAGCCAUCAGUGAGCCCCACCUGGUCUUCACCUAUGAGGACAAACAGAUCCUGGAGGACGCAGCCUCCCUCAUCAUCUACCAUGUGAAACGCCAGCCCACCAUCCACAAAGAGGACAAGGACCACAUCAAACGCCUCGUCCAGCACUUCGUUCCUGACCUCUUCUUCUCCCGCCGGGGGGAGCUGAGCGAGACGGAGGAGUGGACAGACGAGGAGGCCGACAUGGAGGAGGGGGGCGGCACGGCAGGUGGGACAGUGGAGCCGGCCUCAGCAGUGGGGAGCCUGGGAACGGCAGGGGCGGCAGGUGGCCAGCUGAACGGAGAGGUCAGGAGGAGGCGCUGCGCGUCCCCGCCCGGCAUGGAGGCCCCCACCGCUCCGCCCACGCAGAAGGAGCAGGAGCCGCCGGGCGGGGCCGAGCUCCAGACCCACGUGGACGGCGUCUACAACCUGUUCUUUGUGAACAACAACUGGUACUUCUUUCUGCGGCUGCACCAGACUCUGUGUGCGCGGCUGCUGCGCGUCUAUCGGCAGGCCGAACGGCAGCUACUGGAGCACCGCGCAGAGCGCAACGCUGAGCGCCACCUGGUGGCUGAGGGCCGCAGAGACAAGGCCACGGACCUGGCAAUGGAGUUACGACUUAAACAGCCCAGUGAGGUGGAGUUGGAAGAAUACUACCCAGCGUUUCUGGACAUGGUCCGCAGUCUCCUGGACGGGAAUCUGGAGUCUACCCAGUUUGAGGAUACCCUGCGUGAGAUGUUCACCAUCCACGCCUACAUUGGCUUCACCAUCGACAAGCUCAUUCAGAACAUCGUACGGCAGCUGCAGCACCUGGUCAGUGAUGAGGUGUGUCUACAAGUGGUGGAGCUGUACACGGCGGAGCAGAAGCGCGGGGCGGCGGGUGGGAACCUGUCCUCCCAGUGUGUGCGUGCGGCCUGGGAGACCAGCUACCAGUGGAAGGCGGAGCGGAUCAUGACCGAGGAGAACUGCUUCAAGGUCAUGUUUAUCCAGAAUAAAGGCCAGGUCACUCUGACCAUCGAGCUGCUAGACACCGAGGAAGCCCAGGCAGAUGAACCACUGGAUGUGCAGUGCCUGUCUAACUACAUGGAGCAGUUUGUUGGGACUGAGGCAUCCUCGUGUACACAGGCUGAUGGCUAUUACUUCAAACCUGUGUUCCUACCCAGGAACCUGAGACAUUUCCGGCGGUGGCAGUUGAGGCAGGUGGAGGCUCUGCGCUGCCGUAGAGAGUGGCGUGGUCAGCUGGGUGUGGAAAGUGCCGGAAGCCUCGACUGCCGUUUCAAACUCAACACCCACAAAAUGGUGUUUGUGAUGAACUCUGAGGACUACAUGUACCGACGGGGUGCUCUGCUAAAGGCACGCAAGUCCCAGUUGCGGGUUGCGAGGUUACAGCAUAAGCGCUUUGCGGAGUUCCACGGCUCCUGGCAGGCGCAGCACGUCUCUGCGGCGGCAGAGCGCUCCGUGCAGGCCUGGCUCCUCGGAGACGACCAUGACGACAUGCUGCCUUGCAAAACCACCUGUCUGUCCACACAGGUCAAAGGUCAACCUGUCAACCGCUACCAGGUGCACUACAGCAGCAAGGUUCCAGCUUCGCCGUAACCCCGCCCUUCUGAACUCGGCCCGCCCCCUGAACAUUCUGUCGCACUUUCUCCCUUUCUUUCGCCGCACUCAUCUGUCUGUCCCCACCCCCUGCCCCCACCCCCCGUGUGAGACAGUCAGCACAGAAGAAUACAGCAGCGGUGUGGAGAGGACAUGACGACGGAAACAGCGCCGCCGUUCCUGCUGAGGGCUACGACCAUGCAAUCAGAGCAAAACGAGAAUGUUGAACUUUUUAAAUCAACGACCAGUGUAGUUUUUAGCAUAUGAAACCAGAAGGUCCUUUUGUGAGUGUGAGAGUGUGAGGAAUGGAUCAUGUGUGUCUUAGGAACUGUGGGAUUUCCUUGGGCAUGUGUACAGCGUUUGCAGAGACCGUAUGUAGUCUGUACUUCCUUACGAUUGAUUGAUGUGACAUUGAUUGAGAAUUAUGUUGGUGUUUGCUGGCAGCCGAUUCCUAAUGUCAAGACUUCAGUCGCUUCUUGUUUGUUUGUUUGUUUGUUUGUUUGUUUGUUUGUUUGUUUUUCUUCUGGAGUGCCAGAGGCAGCUUUGCACACUUGCCAGACUGAGUCGUUUUGUUAGUUUUUGUUAAAUGUCUGAAUCAUGUAUCAUAUCGAUGAUUUCGCCAAAUCUUUGCUUAUGUUUGGUGUAAUUUUUACAUAUUAAAACAGAGAAUGAUGAAAUAUCAGUGUUUUGAAAAGAAUGUAUAACAUUUAUCCUGUAUCAGUUACAUUAAAAUAAACAGCCUAGUUGUGCAGUUA